AUGAAACACGAUGAUCCUGUAUUUCCGAUGCCGACAGACUACAAGAGCUUCAUGCAGAAGUCAGCAGAGUACCAGCUCACUCUUCUCAAGCUGCUCAUCCUGGCAGAGAAGCUGUGCUGGGACGACCUCUUCAACGCAGCCAUGAACGCCUUCAUCGACGGCGAGGACAAGGUCAUGAACCGUGCCCACAUCCCUGAUUACUUGAUCGAGAUGGCCUACGAGCAGUGCCACGACAAGUCACCCGUUCGGCGUCUCAUAGUCGACAUGGUGCACUCCGUGGCCAAGACGAGCCACACGCACUGGCGCUAUUCGGGCCUUGUCCAGAAGUACAAUGACUUCCUGGUGGACCUCUUCAAGCGGCUUGAUUAUCAGCCGGGUGACAGCCCGUUCCCGGAGGCUCUCAACCCAUUGAAGACAUUUAAGUGUAAAUACCACAUGCACGGGGAACGGGAGGAGAUUGCUUGCUUCGGCCAGCAUGGUUGA
Molecule: messenger RNA, 483 nt
Organism: Phaeoacremonium minimum UCRPA7
Lineage: Eukaryota; Fungi; Ascomycota; Sordariomycetes; Togniniales; Togniniaceae
Exons: 1
Coding region: 1-483 (160 amino acids)
Source: RefSeq, a predicted model, not a curated record